AUGACGAGGGAGUUGGUAAUUCUUGGUGGCAGUGUCCCGAGAGGGGAAGCAGGGGUCUCUGGUGGCCUGUUCUUGCUUUGCAUGAUUGUUUUCUCCCUCUCAAUUAUCACAAUGGUCUUCUUCGCUUGUGGUGAUGACAACUCUGAAAAGCCUCGCCCUAAUCAUGGUGCAGGGGGUUUUUGGGCGGGCGGUGGCGGUGGAGGUUGGUGGGGGGGAGGCGGUGGCGGCGGCGGCGGAGGUUGUGGGGGCGGAGGCGGUGGUGGUUGUGGGGGAGGUGGCGGUGGAGGUUGUGGGGGAGGUGGCGGUGGCGGUGGCGGUGGCGGUGGCGGUUGCUGA
Messenger RNA from Theobroma cacao (cacao), 336 nucleotides. NCBI's taxonomy places the organism in Eukaryota, Viridiplantae, Streptophyta, Magnoliopsida, Malvales, Malvaceae. The record is from RefSeq and is a predicted model, not a curated record.